Messenger RNA from Pollicipes pollicipes, 820 nucleotides. RefSeq lists its product as uncharacterized. The record is from RefSeq and is a predicted model, not a curated record. The annotation marks the transcript as partial. Lineage: Eukaryota; Metazoa; Arthropoda; Thecostraca; Pollicipedomorpha; Pollicipedidae. The transcript is spliced from 5 exons.
ACGUAAAAGUGUUGGAAUGCUACCGAUUGAGGUUGUAGUUUGCGAUAUGAUGGUUUUGUUGUGUUGACUGCACUGCAAGUGCUGCAGGCGAUGGGGGUUCAGCUCUGAGCAAUGCUACUGCUCAGUGAACUGUCGCGGGUUUGUCAGUUCCAAGCACAGGUGCAAGUAAAUAUGCUGACUGAUCAAGCUCUCUUACUCCAGUGAUAGUGGAGUCCAAAGGAUGUCAGAGGACCAGUCGGCGGCGGCGGCGGCGGCGGGCGGCGGCAGCGGCGGUGGCGCGGACCGGGCCCGGCCGCCCGGCGACAUGCUGGCCAUCAGUGUCGCUAUCCCAGACGCCGCCGCCUCCGAGCUAGACUCGGCGUCGACCACGCCCGCCGGCGACGAGGGUGACCCGUUCCACCAGCCGGUGGGCCAUCUGUCGCCGGGCGCGCUGCGGCGCGGCCCCGGCCGGCCGCGCAAGGACACCGUCAGUCCGGUCGACCAGCGCCGGACCAUCGGACUGAAGCUGAAGCGACUGAGCAGCGGCACGUACGUGCGCGGCGUGCCGCGAGGGCCGCGCGGCCGACGCAAGUCUGACCUGCCGUCGCCGCUGCCGGGCUCGGUGGCCGACCCGUGGGGCGACAACUCGCGCGACGCCGAGGACGACUGCUCGGACACCAGCUCGGUGCAGAGCUCGCUGGACCGCUCGGCCAGCCUCGACGAGUCGCUCGUGUUCCAGGAGCGCUGGCCGGGCAAGGUGUGCGCCCUGUGCAACCUGGGCGAGCGCAGCAUCCUGGGCCAGGGCGACAUGCGGUGCGUGCCGGGCACGGCCGGCGCCGGC